GCAAAAUGACACGCGUGCGGGGCGGAGGCUGCCGGGCCGUUUACUCGCGCGGAAUCCAGUUGGCGGACGAUAUAUCGUUCCCUGCAAUGCAACGGAUCGGUGAUGAUGCCGCUUAGCUCGCAUGAUUGAAAAGAAUGAGUGAUAAAUCAGAGAGAUAUAUAUAUAUAUAUAUGUGUAUGUAUGUGGGAGAUUUAAGAAACGUCGUAUCGAGAAAUGAGGUCAACGAAUUUCGCGUGUUCAACUCGAGACGAUUUGCGUCGAUUUUAGAAUAAAUUUCUUCUUUAACGCGUAUGUAUUUUAUAUGCAUUCAAUUGUUCUCUGUACAGUACACAAAAUUAUAAAUAGAAUAUAAAUUUAUCUUAUUCUAAAACGAGUUAUAGAGUAGGUUUUGUGUUGAAAUGCAGAGUGUAGAAUGUCGUGGAUCUCUUUAACAAAAAAAUCGAAAUUGAUAAAAAUAUAAAUUUAAGUUAUGUUUUUCAGAUGAUACUUAUGAGACUGUAAUUUCAAUGAAAAUGUCUCAAACAGCUAGUAGGAUUUCUCUUCAGGAGCAUAAGAUGAGAAAUUGAACUAUCUGAGCUCAGGGAUCAGUGCCAUGCAGGUCCGUCUAGAUGGGAAGCUGGCGUUGCUGUAUACUCUAUUGGUUUUGCAAGUUCUGAUUGUUAUGAUCUACGUCGCCACAACUCCACCGGCCGAGUUAGCUGUAUCUACGACUCGUGCAUCUGUCAGUUUUGUCAAGUUUGAGGCAUUGCAGGAACUGCACGUAAAUCAGGGCAAUCGUAAAAAAUCACCAAUCUACCAGACAAUCAAUGGGGAGGUAGCAUUGAAAGAUGUCAAGACGUUUAGGUUGUUCGAAGUAUACAAUCAUAGUGUAUGCUGGAAAUAUGGAGUGGACCAGCGUAAAAUGAAAAGCAACGAGCAUCUGGAAAGAUGUAUCUGCAAUCAAGGAUGGCAUGGUUUGGAUUGCGGACAACCAGAAGUCGUGUGGAGGGCAAUCAUGGCAUCAAAGCAGAAUGUUAGCCUAAAACGUCGCAAAACUGCCAGGCAUGUUAUUCACACCUUUUUUAUAAGCGACUACAACUCUGCGAUCGCUGAGGUGAUAGUAGAGGAACUCUACAACGUGGUGGACCUUUUUAUAAUUUGUGAUUUCAAUAACGUGGAGGAUAAUUUCCGGCACAAACUGUCGAAAGGACUGCUACAGCGAGAGCAAAAGAAGAUUCUGUACAUUAACGUGGCGACCAAGUCCCGCAAACCAUCCCGGAUAGUAUCGAGAUACAUCUGGGAUAAAAUCAAGACUGUGGUGCAGAAUCUGAAGGACGACGACAUCUACGUGACAACGGAGCCGGAACAAAUACUCAACUCCAGGGCAUUAAUGUUCCUCAAAGUGUACGACGGUUGGCCUCAGCCCAUCGGAUUUAGAUUAAGAUGGUCAAUAUACGGCUUUUUUUGGCAGCAUCCACUCAAGACAACGAUCACCCUCGGCGCAUACACUGUCGGUUUGAUGCGCAAUGCCUAUCAAUCCAAUUCGCUUGUAUUGAGACAACAAUUGGACGGAGACACCAGCGAGAGAGAUAUUUUGGGAUUAGUCAUAGGAGAUUUGAAUCACUACGGCGGGUGGUACUGUAAUCUGUGUCAGGCGCCUGCAAAUAUUAUUAUUGGUCUUCGCAAUAAAGUCCAAUCUAAGGAGAUUUAUAUCGAGAAAACUAUCGAUGUGCCGUUUGUAGAGGACCUAAUAGGUAGUGGACUAUGGUUGGAUGGUAAAACCAGUCUUCUGAGAGUCUCUAAAUCCAGGGAUUCCUACUUUGCGCCAGAAACGAUUCUCAAUAACACAUGGAAGUACGACUGGUUGGUAGAGAAUUUUUACGCUAAAUUAGAUUACUACUGACGUACUGGUCGCACCCAACUGUGAUAUUAACUCAUACUCAAUACUCAGUGUACACUAAUAUAAUAUUAUAUUAAAUUUAUACACUAAAA
This is a messenger RNA of Cyphomyrmex costatus, 1971 nucleotides long. RefSeq names its product beta-1,4-mannosyl-glycoprotein 4-beta-N-acetylglucosaminyltransferase (gene Mgat3). Gene Ontology annotation, cellular component: membrane. The record is from RefSeq and is a predicted model, not a curated record. The transcript has 2 exons. Lineage: Eukaryota; Metazoa; Arthropoda; Insecta; Hymenoptera; Formicidae. Gene Ontology annotation, biological process: N-acetylglucosamine metabolic process. Gene Ontology annotation, molecular function: beta-1,4-mannosylglycoprotein 4-beta-N-acetylglucosaminyltransferase activity. The coding region runs from base 593 to 1882 and encodes 429 amino acids.